AUGGUCCAGCUUCAUGUCAUUGACGGUAUUUUAUACGAAGCACAACGACAAGGCCGGAUCAGUUUCUACAUGACCCAUUAUGGCGAAGAAGCAAUGAUUGGUAGUGCUGCAGCAUUACACGAGGAUGACGUUGUCUUUGGUCAGUAUCGUGAAGCAUUCAUGCUACUGUAUCGGGGCUUCUCGUUGGAUGAAAUGAUGAACCAGUGCUUCAGUAACGAUAUGGACUACGGCAAGGGACGACAGAUGCCUAUUCAUUAUGGCUCAAACAAGCUCAACUUCCAAACAAUUUCGUCGCCCCUCGGUACACAGAUUCCACAGGCGACAGGUGCCGCAUAUGCGCUGAAAUUGUCGAAUAGCCGCGCAUGUACCAUCUGCUUCUUUGGUGAGGGCGCUGCCUCCGAGGGCGAUUUCCAUGCUGGUUUAAACAUGGCAGCGACCUUGAACUGCCCUGUGAUCUUUAUGUGCCGAAACAACGGUUAUGCUAUUUCGACUCCCAGCAGCGAACAGUAUAGGGGUGAUGGUAUUGCAAGCCGUGGUAUCGGCUAUGGUAUUGAUACGAUCCGUGUGGAUGGCAAUGAUAUCUGGGCCGUGUACAAUGCAACCAAAGCAGCGCGCGAAAUUGCGGUGGAAGAGAACAAGCCAGUUAUGAUCGAAGCCAUGACGUACCGUAUCGGCCAUCACAGCACAUCUGACGACUCAACAAAGUAUCGCGACCGCAAAGAAGUCGAAGAACGCGCACAGUUUGAUAACCCUGUGACACGCUUACGUCGGUACCUUGAACACAAACAGUGGUGGAGUCAGGAGGAGGAGGACCAAUGGCGAAAGGAAGUGCGGUCAUCAUUAAUGAAGAGUUUCACGGCGGCCGAAAAGCGCAAGAAACCAGCAUUGGAGAAUUUGUUUACCGACGUCUAUGAUGAGGUCCCGCCGAAUCUUGUUGCCCAACAACAGGAGUUACAAGAACUUAUCAAGAAAUAUCCAGAAUAUUAUUCCCUUGAAGACUAUGCCAAAAACUAA
Messenger RNA from Zychaea mexicana, 1014 nucleotides. RefSeq names its product thiamine diphosphate-binding protein. Bases 1 to 1014 code for a protein of 337 amino acids. The record is from RefSeq and is a predicted model, not a curated record. Gene Ontology annotation, biological process: branched-chain amino acid catabolic process. The transcript has 3 exons. NCBI's taxonomy places the organism in Eukaryota, Fungi, Mucoromycota, Mucoromycetes, Mucorales, Lichtheimiaceae. Gene Ontology annotation, molecular function: oxidoreductase activity, acting on the aldehyde or oxo group of donors, disulfide as acceptor.